AAACAAUCACAUCCUGCUCACUUCAUAUACCAUAUUUCCUAAGUACAGCCAUCCAUUUCCCCAAGAUGCCUGAGGGACCGGAGCUGCACCUGGCCAGUCUGUUUGUGAACCGCGUCUGUGCUGGGUUGGUGUUCUCUGGACCAGUAGAGAAAUCUGAGGUCAGUAAGAAUAGCGAGGUGCCCUUCACAUGCGAUGCCUACUGCAUCACAGCGACCUCCCGGGGCAAGGAGGUCCGACUGACCCUGACCCCCAUCAAGGAGGAGGGGGAGCCUCAGGCUAGUCCUGGGGGUAAGGCCUGCCAGCCCAUGGACAUUGUCUUCCGGUUUGGGAUGUCAGGCUUCUUCCGAUUCACUGCUGGGAGCGAGAUCCCCAAGCACGCCCACCUGCGCUUCUACACCAAUGAGACGCCUCGGAGAGCGCUGAGCUUCGUGGAUGUCAGGCGCUUCGGGAGCUGGGAGCCCAACGGGGACUGGCAGACUAACAGGGGGCCCUGCAUCAUGUUUGAGUACCAGAGCUUCAGGGCUAACGUGCUGUCGAACCUGUCAGAUCGAGCUUUUGACAAGCCCAUCUGUGAAGCGAUGCUGAACCAGAAAUACUUCAAUGGGAUCGGAAACUACCUGCGAGCCGAGAUACUGUACAGGCUAAAGAUCCCCCCCUUUAUGAAGGCAAGGACUGUCCUGGACGGGCUGCUGCCAAAGAAAAGAGAGCUGCUGGAAGUGAAACCAGGACAAGGGCAGUGCCAGUCGCAUCAGGAUUCUGAGAUGAGUCUGAGUCAGAAGAUCAAAGUGCAAAUGGACAGUCAAGACUUUCUCGACCUCUGUCACUCUGUGCCAAUGGAGGUCAUUAACUUGGGCGGUAAGGGUUACGAUCCUGAGAAACCAGAUGAUUACUCUAUGUUCCAGGCCUGGAUGCAGUGUUACUGUGUGUUAGGGAUGAAGUCCCUGAGAGAUCACAAUGGCAGGACCAUCUGGUUCCAGGGAGAACCUGGUCCCUUGGCACCAAAAGUAUCCAAAUCUCCAAAAGCAAAGAGGAAGGGGAAGAGUCGGAGAGAAGACAAAACUGACAAACAGCAGGGAGUCAAAGAGGAGCCACCAGCAAAGGGAAUUAAAAAAGAGAAGGGAGGUGCGCAGAAGAGAGUGAAAAGUCACAUUGAAAGUAAGAAGAUGAGAGAGAACGAGAGGAAGGGCUCAAGGAGUAGUGAGGGGAGGAAAAAGAAAAGCAAACCGGAAAAGGAUGAGGACGCUCCUGGGACGGCAGUGCCAAGGAGGCAGCUUCGAAGAAGCACGCGGACCAAGUCUAAGGACAACUAAUCCCGCAACUAAUCCCACACACAUCAAUUUUUUAUAGAAUAUUGUGAAAACAUUAAAGUU
Messenger RNA from Polyodon spathula (Mississippi paddlefish), 1370 nucleotides. RefSeq names its product nei-like DNA glycosylase 1 (gene neil1). Gene Ontology annotation, cellular component: nucleus. The record is from RefSeq and is a predicted model, not a curated record. Gene Ontology annotation, molecular function: DNA-(apurinic or apyrimidinic site) endonuclease activity; nucleic acid binding; zinc ion binding. NCBI's taxonomy places the organism in Eukaryota, Metazoa, Chordata, Actinopteri, Acipenseriformes, Polyodontidae. The transcript has 10 exons. Gene Ontology annotation, biological process: base-excision repair. The coding region runs from base 66 to 1310 and encodes 414 amino acids.